GGCACGCUCGAAGUGUAGGAGAGAAAGACAUAAGAAGAAGAAUUGCAGAGAGUCCAAAGAGGCUCCAGGUUGGCUGGUUAACCAGGAAGCCUCAAGCUUCAAUCUUUCCUCAGUAUCUCUGAUUCUCAUAUUGAAUGAGUCAAGUUUUGAUGAAGGCUCAAUUUCAGAGGGAUUGUGCAUAAAGGAUCGUUGUUUCUUUGUUGGUUGAGAAGGAUGUGGGGAUUUGGGGGUAGGUAUUAUUGGGGGAGAAAAGAGAGGAGGAGUGAUGGAACUGAAGGGAUAGUGGUGGUGUUUGCAUGGAUGUCCAGCGAAGAGAAGCAUUUGAAGAGCUAUGUGCAGCUCUACUCCUCUCUGGGUUGGAACUCACUCGUCUGCCACUCUCAAUUUCUCAAUAUGUUCUUUCCUGAGAAGGCCACAGCUCUAGCAACUGAUAUUAUAAAGGAACUGGUUCAGGAGCUGAAGGUCAAGCCUUGUCCUGUGGUCUUUGCUUCUUUCUCUGGUGGUCCAAAAGCUUGUAUGUACCAAGUUCUUCAGAUAAUCGAGGGAAUUUGUGAAUCAAAACUGAAUCUGGAUGAUUGCCGACUGGUUAGAGACUGUAUAUCCAGCCCAGUGGAUUUUACUAGUGAUCUGGGUACUAAAUUUGUUCUUCACCCAACUGUCCUGAAAAUGUCCCAUCCACCAAGAGUAGCAUCAUGGGUGGCACAUGGCAUUGCUUCUGGUCUUGAUGCCCUCUUCCUCAACAGGUUUGAGUCACAGCGUGCUGAGUAUUGGCAGACUCUCUACUCCACUGUUGGUAUGAAGGCCCCGUAUCUCAUUUUAUGCUCAGAGAAUGACGAUCUUGCACCCUAUCAAGUUAUCUGUAAUUUUGCUGAACGGUUACGAGAACUUGGGGCUGAUGUAAAACUAGUAAAAUGGAAUGGCUCUCCACACGUAGGUCAUUAUAGGCAUUAUCCAGUUGAUUAUAAGGCUACUGUAACUGAGCUCCUUGGUAAAGCAGCUGGAGUCUAUUCCCAGAGAAUUAGACAAAGGGAAGGAGAAAGCUUGUGUGUGCAGGCAGGGCACGACGACGUUGUUGAGCCAAUCAAUAGCCUUAGGAAAGCUGCAGGAGCCUCAAAUGGGUUCCGAGGAGUGAUGUUGGCAUCCAGUGAUGACUUCUUGGCCACCUCAACAGAAUAUUACGGAGUUGGGUCUGUGCAAGAUGAAGGUUUAAUUCACCUGUCUGACCCACCAACGCCAACCAUGAAUGCCCAUGGAGUUCUCGGUCAGGUUCUUUUCGACAUCUGUGUUCCAAAAAACAUCGAGAAUUGGGAUAUAAAGUCAUCGAGUUCUUUGAAUGGGAAUGGCCGCUCUUUUAGUUUUAGAAGAAGGCAAGCCCCUUUAAACCCAAUCAAGUGCAUACGUCGCUCCAGACUAUAAUAAGGUUUAGGGGAUGAUCUGAAGUUUUUGGUUUCUUUGUUUUUGUUUCUUGCAAUAAGGAGGAUAGAGACCAAAAUGAAUCAUUGUAUUGAAAACUAGAGGAAGUUGUAUAGUGUAAAAGGAAUUUCUGUAUAUAGUAACGAGCACAUAUAUCAGGACUUAGCAGUGAGAACUGCACUUGGCAGAAUAAUGAUAGUAAAAAUCAGUUUCAAUA
Molecule: messenger RNA, 1630 nt
Organism: Rosa rugosa (rugosa rose)
Lineage: Eukaryota; Viridiplantae; Streptophyta; Magnoliopsida; Rosales; Rosaceae
Exons: 7
Coding region: 214-1416 (400 amino acids)
Source: RefSeq, a predicted model, not a curated record